CCUGUACAAGAAACACCAGGGUGUUUUCCUGCGCAAGGAACACUUGGGCGAUUCCAUGUACAAGGAACACCAGGGUGUUUUCCUGCGCAAGGAACACUUGGGCGAUUCCAUGUACAAGGAACACCAGGGAGAUUUCCUGCGCAAGGAACACUUGGGCGAUUCCAUGUACAAGGAACACCAGGGAGAUUUCCUGCGCAAGGAACACUUGGGCGAUUCCAUGUACUAGGAACACCAAGGUGUUUUCCUGCGCAAGGAACACUUGGGCGAUUCCAUGUACUAGGAACACCAGGGAGUUUUCCUGCGCAAGGAACACUUGGGCGAUUCCAUGUACUAGGAACACCAGGGAGAUUUCCUGCGCAAGGAACACUUGGGCGAUUCCAUGUACUAGGAACACCAAGGUGUUUUCCUGCGCAAGGAACACUUGGGCGAUUCCAUGUACAAGGAACACCAGGGUGUUUUCCUGCGCAAGGAACACUUGGGCGAUUACAUGUACUAGGAACACCAGGGUGUUUUCCUGCGCAAGGAACACUUGGGCGAUUCCAUGUACUAGGAACACCAGGGAGAUUUCCUGCGCAAGGAACACUUGGGCGAUUCCAUGUACAAGGAACACCAGGGUGUUUUCCUGCGCAAGGAACACUUGGGCGAUUCCAUGUACUAGGAACACCAGGGAGAUUUCCUGCGCAAGGAACACUUGGGCGAUUCCAUGUACAAGGAACACCAGGGCGAUUUCCUGCGCAAGGAACACUUGGGCGAUUACAUGUACUAGGAACACCAAGGUGUUUUCCUGUGCAAGGAACACUUGGGCGAUUCCAUGUACUAGGAACACCAGGGUGUUUUCCUGCGCAAGGAACACUUGGGCGAUUCCAUGUACAAGGAACACCAGGGUGUUUUCCUGCGCAAGGAACACUUGGGCGAUUCCAUGUACUAGGAACACCAGGGAGUUUUCCUGCGCAAGGAACACUUGGGCGAUUCCAUGUACUAGGAACACCAGGGAGAUUUCCUGCGCAAGGAACACUUGGGCGAUUCCAUGUACUAGGAACACCAAGGUGUUUUCCUGCGCAAGGAACACUUGGGCGAUUCCAUGUACUAGGAACACCAGGGUGUUUUCCUGCGCAAGGAACACUUGGGCGAUUACAUGUACUAGGAACACCAGGGUGUUUUCCUGCGCAAGGAACACUUGGGCGAUUCCAUGUACUAGGAACACCAGGGAGAUUUCCUGCGCAAGGAACACUUGGGCGAUUCCAUGUACAAGGAACACCAGGGUGUUUUCCUGCGCAAGGAACACUUGGGCGAUUCCAUGUACAAGGAACACCAGGGCGAUUUCCUGCGCAAGGAACACUUGGGCGAUUCCAUGUACUAGGAACACCAGGGAGAUUUCCUGCGCAAGGAACACUU
Messenger RNA from Phycomyces blakesleeanus NRRL 1555(-), 1395 nucleotides. RefSeq lists its product as hypothetical. The annotation marks the transcript as partial. The transcript has a single exon. The record is from RefSeq and is a predicted model, not a curated record. NCBI's taxonomy places the organism in Eukaryota, Fungi, Mucoromycota, Mucoromycetes, Mucorales, Phycomycetaceae.